AUGUCCCUGUUCAAGACGAGGGGCUUCUGGCAGACGGGCUGCGAGCAGCAGGAGGACUUCGACCAGAACUCGAUGAUCGUCACGCCGUUGAACGGCAACGACGACUACGUGAUAACGGGCAGCCAGGCGGGCGUUCUGAGGAUAUUCAAGCCGAAUUGCGGGGUCUCGGAGGACGGCGGCGUCGGCGGGUUCUCCCCCGAGGAUCUGAUCGUCGAGAUCGCCUUUCGGGAACCGAUUCUGCAAAUCGGCUGCGGGAGGCUCGUUUCGGGUUCACUCGUAUAUCAAACGGCCGUUUUGAAUCCUCGGUGUUUAUCCGUGCAUUUAUUAAAAAUUAAAGAAGGCGGCGCAGCAGGUUACAGUUCGCAAAAUACGUUUGAGCAAAUAUAUGAGCACCGGUUGGAGAGAUCGGCGGCGAAUUUCACGAUAGGUCAAUUCGGCGGCGUCCGGAACAGGGAUUUCAUAUGCGUUCAAACAUUGGACGGUACACUAGAGUUUUUCGAGCAAGAAAACCGCACGUUUUCCUGUUCCCUGUCGAAUUUCCUGCUGCCCGGGCCGCUGGUUUUCGUGAAAAAAACGGACAGCUUCGUCACAGUCGACGGAAACUGGUCGGUAGUUUCAUACAAAUACAACGCCCUAUCAGAAGGAGGCGACGAAAGCAAUGUAGAAAAUUGUAAAUACAAGAAAAUCAAUCCUACAUGGACGUACAAUUUAGGUGAAAACGUACUCGAUAUAGCGGUCGUCGAAGACGCUGUCAAUAAUCUCAAUUAUAUCGUAAUUCUGGGAGAAAGAAAUUUGUUCUGUUUAUUCGAUACCGGACGAUUGAAGUUCAUGAAGAAACUGGAAUAUUCUCCAAUGUGCUUCGAAACUUAUGUGAUAUGCGAAAGAGUUUAUAGCCUAGUCGUAUCGGACACGAGCAAUCUUCUAGUGUACGAAAACACGACUUUAAAGUGGUCAGCCAAGCUGAACUUCCUGCCCAUCUCCGUCCGAAGAACCUUCCUUAAGAACGUUAAAGGCGCCUUGGCCUUCCUAUCAGAAGAAGGCCGCCUGGAGUGCUGCUACUUGGGCACUCAACCUAAUCUAUUCGUAGCUCCACCGUUGGUAGAACGUGAACUAGACUUGCUGAAAGUCGAAGAGGAACUGUCCACUUUGAAUAAAACGAUUAGAGAAACUUAUGGCAAUGAGCUCCAUAUGACCGAAAAAACGGCGGACAAGGAAAUGACUAUAAAAAUUCAAGUCGACCCCAACUUAGAGCCCUGCACGUUCCCCAGCAACGUUGCCAAUGUCCAAAUGUGCACCGUUUACGUAGAAAUCGUUCCCCACUUGGCCUUCGACGAACUCCAAGUAUCCAUAGACGCUGCCAAACCGCUAAAAGUGCACCCUAGCGGCCAAUUUUUCAACGGCUGCGAGGAGGUGAUAAAACUGAAGAGCUUCGUCUUCCUGGAGGAGGACGCGAACGUGCCAAGCUUGAGCCUCAUCGUCGUAGUUACCGCCAUAUCUUCGGCGGGGGUUCCCAAAAGUUUCAACGACGUCGCCCUCUUGCCUUUGCGCCUGGUCAUGGAGAUUUGCUCGGCUCAAAAGGAGGCCAAACACAAGGUCACGCUCAAUGUGGAUCCGAACGUUGUUUCUUUGACUGAUUUGUUUCCAGAAUAUGCAGAAGAUAAUAAAAUCACGAAUGCAAUAGCAUUCGAGCCAAUAUCGUCUUCAACCGAACCAGUUACGAUUCUACUAGCAAAAUCGUCCAACAGAUAUCGAAUUCAAACAUCGUGCUUUUCUUUAUUGAGUGUUAUUGUCGAGCAAAUGAUCCACCGGUUGGAAAAGUAUUACAAAAACCUCGACGGAUUUGGAGUAUUUUACAAUGCUGCUCUGCCAUCCAACGAAAUCGUGGUGUAUGUUAAAGAGCAUUUCGAGAAGAGAAAUCGAGUUUGCUACUUAGAGAACGCUUUGGAUAAAUUGUGCGCUCAGUUCAGAACGAUUCAAAAGCGGUUAAUAUCGAAAUUCAAAGUGAAAGAACCGACGCCUCUGCUUAAUUUAGAGAUAUUAAUGAAAGAUACCUAUAAAGAGACAUUAAAAGCGACGGAGUCCUUGCGAAAGGCCAACGAUGAGCUACUCAAAGCGCAAAUUGAGCUGACAUGCGCUUUAAAACUCACAGGGCAACUCAUCAAAUUGACGAAGAUCGAGGAUGGAUUGAAAAAUACUUUGGUGUCCGCUUUUUGCGCGACGGUCGAGGACUUGGAAUCGCAGAAUUGGGAAGAUACGAUGGACGCCGUUCUAUCUCAUCUUCUACGAACUACUUUAGCUAAAAACGAGAAAGACAAAUUGAGGAUAUCUCAAACUCAAAUCGAGAAAGUGACGGAUAUUUCCAAGAUGGAGAGGCACCUCGUACAAGUGCUGGAGAGAGUAAUGAAAAUUGAAAAUACCUCAACGAAUCGGACAGAAGAAGGUAUUGCAGAGGUUAUUCAAGAAACAACAAUGGAAUCGGAGUUAGAUAAAGAAGAAGAAAAACUGCUGGGAAGUCAAUUCGGUGAAUCCAGCUUACGAUUAUUAUCGGCAAGAAAAAGUCUAAAUAGGAGGCAUCAAAAAACCGAACAAUCAGAAGAACCAAAAUCUACAAAUUAA
Messenger RNA from Phyllotreta striolata, 2616 nucleotides. NCBI's taxonomy places the organism in Eukaryota, Metazoa, Arthropoda, Insecta, Coleoptera, Chrysomelidae. The record is from the annotation of a GenBank genome assembly.